Polypterus senegalus (gray bichir) is the source of this 2637-nucleotide messenger RNA. It is a transcript of the gene kcnd3, whose product is annotated as potassium voltage-gated channel, Shal-related subfamily, member 3. The transcript is spliced from 8 exons. The record is from RefSeq and is a predicted model, not a curated record. Gene Ontology annotation, molecular function: A-type (transient outward) potassium channel activity; protein binding. Gene Ontology annotation, cellular component: neuronal cell body; voltage-gated potassium channel complex; membrane. Bases 493 to 2457 code for a protein of 654 amino acids. Gene Ontology annotation, biological process: potassium ion export across plasma membrane; protein homooligomerization. Lineage: Eukaryota; Metazoa; Chordata; Cladistia; Polypteriformes; Polypteridae.
AGAGAGAGAGAGGGCGAACGUACGAGCACACCUCGCAGAGUCUCCCACUUAACGCUUUUCGUCCACAGCGCAUUCACCGAGGAGGCAUCACAGCAGCUCCCAGCUGAGCUAGGGACCCGUCCCAGCUAAUGAAGCCGAGCGAGCGAGCGCGCCGCCGCGCCGGGCUCGGGCAUGCUCCGCUAUCGCCUGCCAAGCCAGGGGACAAGGCGCUCUCUUUUAUCCCAGUUUCUCAUCUGAUGAAUUAAUCCUUCUGUGGCCCGCUCCCUGAUCUCGCCGCCGCCACCACCACCCCCUCCCCUCCACUCCACCUUUCCCUCCUUCCUUCUGGUUCGUCACAUUAUUUGGAUUUGACCCGACAGCUCGAGCGGGACUCACCGGGGUGCUGCGCGCGCCUCUUGCGGGCUGCUUUAUUCUGGAGAUGGUGUCCAUGCUACAGGCAAGCUGGUACUGAAGUUGGAGCACAUCCUGUCCACACCCAGACUUGGAGUCACAAUGGCGGCCGGUGUAGCGGCAUGGCUACCAUUUGCCCGGGCUGCAGCCAUUGGCUGGAUGCCGGUGGCCAAUUGUCCCAUGCCCAUCGCCCCCAGUGACAAGAGCAGACGGCAGGAUGAGCUGAUCGUCCUGAACGUGAGCGGCCGCCGUUUCCAGACCUGGAGGACCACCUUGGACCGUUACCCCGACACGCUUCUGGGCAGCUCUGAGAAGGAGUUCUUUUACAACGAGGAGACCAAGGAGUACUUCUUCGACCGUGACCCCGACGUCUUUCGCAGCAUCCUGAACUUCUACCGGACGGGCAAGUUGCAUUACCCCCGGUACGAGUGCAUCUCUGCUUACGACGAAGAGCUCGCCUUCUUCGGGAUCAUUCCAGAAAUUAUCGGGGACUGCUGCUAUGAAGAAUACAAGGACCGCAAACGGGAGAAUGCGGAGAGGCUCAUGGAUGACAAUGACCAGGAGAACGGCAAGGAGGGCAACCUGCCCAAUCUGAACUUCCGGGAGACCAUGUGGAGAGCCUUUGAGAAUCCUCACACCAGCACCAUGGCCUUAGUCUUCUAUUACGUCACCGGCUUCUUCAUCGCCAUCUCUGUCAUCACCAAUGUGGUGGAAACUGUCCCCUGCGGUAUCCAUCUGAACCAAAAGGACUUGCCCUGUGGGGAGCGUUACUCCGUGGCUUUCUUCUGCCUGGACACAGCAUGCGUCAUGAUCUUCACUGUCGAGUACCUCCUGAGGCUGUUUGCCGCACCAAGCCGCUACCGCUUCAUCCGCAGUGUGAUGAGCAUCAUCGACGUGGUGGCCAUCAUGCCCUACUACAUCGGGCUGGUCAUGACCAACAAUGAAGAUGUCAGUGGGGCGUUUGUCACUCUCAGAGUGUUUCGGGUCUUCAGGAUCUUCAAGUUCUCCCGCCAUUCGCAGGGAUUGAGAAUCCUGGGCUACACGCUCAAGAGCUGCGCCUCCGAGCUGGGCUUCCUUCUCUUCUCACUCACCAUGGCUAUCAUCAUCUUCGCCACCGUGAUGUACUACGCUGAGAAAGGCUCCUCGGCUAGCAAGUUCACCAGCAUUCCUGCAUCGUUCUGGUACACAAUCGUCACCAUGACAACGCUGGGAUAUGGUGAUAUGGUGCCGAAGACAAUUGCCGGAAAGAUCUUUGGGUCAAUUUGCUCCCUGAGUGGCGUGCUGGUGAUCGCUCUGCCCGUCCCUGUCAUCGUGUCCAACUUUAGCCGAAUUUAUCACCAGAACCAGCGGGCGGAUAAGCGGCGAGCACAGAAAGUGCAGAAAGCAAGACUGGCAAGGAUACGGGUGGCAAAGGCUGGCAGUUCCAACGCCUUCCUCCGCAGCAAACGUAAUGGUCUUCUGAACGAAGCCCUGGAGCUCACGGGGUCCGGUGAGGAGGAUCAGCACCUGAGCAAAUCCACAUCCGUUAUAGAGAGCCAGCACCAUCACCUGCUGCACUGCCUGGAGAAGACAACCGGCUUGUCCUACCUUAUGGAUGAUCCCAUCUUAGCUGCACGACCAUCUUCCACCAUCAAGAACCACGAAUUUGUCGACGAGCAAGUGUUUGAGCACAACUGCCUGGAGAGCGGCAUGAAGAACUACACAUCUCGCAGCCCUUCACUCGACAGCUCCCACGGGCUGACCGGCACGUGCUGCUCACGACGCAGUAAGAAGACCACCCAUCUGCCCAACUCGAGUGUCCCGGCCACACGUCUGCGAAGCAUGCAGGAGCUUAGUGCCAUCCACAUCCAGUGUGGCGAGCAGCAGGCCCUCAGUACGAGCCGCUCCAGUCUCAACGUGCAGUCUGACGAGGCCCUCCGGUUAAACUGCCAAAGCUCGCAGAUCACCACGGCAAUAAUCAGCAUCCCCACGCCUCCCACCGCCAGCCCAGAGGGCUCCCUGCCCCAGCCAUCGAGCCCCAGCCAGCCCAGCGCAGGAGUGAACAUUGUCAAAGUGUCAGCUUUGUAAAGCGCCCGGGCUCGAGUCGUGAGAGAUGCAAACCGCACCUGGAGGGGAAGGUCCCUUUGUGGAGACGAGGCGGCCACCGCAACCUCAGCAGGAAGGUCCCGUAAGAGGACGUCUGGACGAGGACAUGUAUACUUGGACUGUUCGACCGGGUCAACAAACGAAGAGACCAAUAAUAAAAAA